AUGUGUGGAAUCUUCUCCUACUGCUCCUUCCUCUGCGAGAGGAAGCGCGAGUACAUCUGCGAUGUCUUGUGCAACGGUCUUGCUAGGCUCGAAUACCGUGGUUACGACUCUGCGGGUAUCGGAAUCGACGGUGACUCUAGGGACAGCCCCAUGUACCUCUUCAAGGAGGUUGGCAAGGUCGCUGCUCUCCGCAAGCACAUUGCCGAGGGCAAGGUCGACAUGUCCAAGGUCUUCCUCAACCAGACCUCUAUGGCCCACACUCGAUGGGCGACCCACGGUGUGCCCAGCCCCACCAACUGCCACCCCCACGUUAGCGAUGUCCAGACCGAGUUCAGCUUGGUGCACAACGGUAUCAUUACCAACUAUAAGGAGCUCAAGACUGUCCUCCUGAAGCGCGGCUACACCUUUGCCACCGACACCGAUACCGAAGUCGUCGCCGUCCUCUGCAAGUAUGUCUACGACAGCCAGCCCAACAAGCGCCUCAACUUUACCGAGCUCAUCAAGACUGUCAUCAAGGAGCUGGAAGGCUCUUUCGCUUUCGUCUUCAAAUCUCCCCACUUCCCCGACGAGAUUGUUGCCGCCCGACGUGGUUCCCCUCUUUUGAUUGGUGUCAAGACCGACAGGAAGUUGAAGGUCGACUUUGUGGAUGUUGAGCUUCCCACCGCCGAGGAGCGAGUGAACGAGCCUGACGCGAACGGUCUCUUGUCUGCCCCCGCCGGCGUCGCCGACGGCCCCGGCCCCAAGCUCCGCCGCUCCCAGUCCCGCGCUUUCCUUUCCGAGGACGGCAUGCCUCAACCCAUCGAGUUCUUUGUUGCCUCUGACGCCUCCGCCGUCAUCGAGCACACCAAGCGUGUCUUGUACCUCGAGGACGACGACAUUGCCCACAUCGCCGAGGGUGAGCUCCACAUCCACCGACUCCGACGAGACGACACUGUCUCUUCCGUCCGUGCUAUCGAGCACCUCGAAAUCGAGCUCGCCGAGAUCAUGAAGGGUCAAUUCGACCACUUUAUGCAGAAGGAGAUCUACGAGCAGCCCGAGUCUGUGGUCAACACCAUGCGAGGUCGAAUCAACUUUGACUACCGCACCAUCACCUUUGGUGGUCUCAAGGCGUACCUGCCCGUCAUCCGCAGAGGAAGGAGAUUGAUUUUCGUGGCUUGUGGUACCUCUUAUCACUCUUGUAUCGCCGCCCGACCGGUGUUUGAAGAGUUGACAGACAUUCCCGUGGCCGUCGAGCUCGCCUCGGAUUUCCUUGACCGACGCACUCCCGUCUUCCGAGACGAUGUCGCCGUCUUUGUCUCCCAGUCUGGUGAAACUGCCGACACUAUCCUUGCCAUGCGAUACUGCUUGGAGCGUGGUGCCUUGUGUCUCGGUGUCGUCAACACUGUUGGCUCUACCCUCUCCCGAGAGACCCACUCUGGUGUCCACAUCAACGCCGGUCCCGAGAUCGGUGUCGCCUCUACCAAGGCCUACACCUCGCAAUACGUCGCGCUCGUCAUGAUUGCCGUGCAGCUCUCUGACGAUUCCAUCACCAAGACUGCUAGGAGGCAGCAGAUCAUUGAUGGAUUGCACGAGAUCCCUUCGCAGAUCAAGAAGGUGUUGGCUAUGGACAGGGCGUUGCAACAGAUGGCCAAGGACAUGCUGUCUAACGAGAAGAGUUUGCUCAUUAUGGGACGAGGCUACCAAUAUGCCACCUGUCUGGAAGGCGCACUCAAGAUCAAGGAAGUGUCUUACAUGCACUCUGAGGGUAUCUUGGCCGGUGAACUCAAGCACGGUCCCCUCGCAUUGGUCGACGAGCACCUUCCCGUCAUUUUCAUCAUGACCCGUGACUCUUUGUACCCCAAGGUCCAGAGUGCGCUUGCUCAGGUCACUGCCCGAAAGGGUCGACCCAUCAUCAUCUGUAACGAGGACGACGACACUGUCUCUGACAAUGCCAAGGUCAUCCGAGUUCCCCAGACUGUCGACUGUCUCCAGGGCUUGAUCAAUGUCAUUCCUUUGCAGCUCUUGUCUUACCAUCUCGCCAUCAUGAACGGUGUUGACGUUGAUUUCCCCCGAAACCUCGCCAAAUCUGUCACCACCGAGUAA
This is a messenger RNA of Cryptococcus wingfieldii CBS 7118, 2082 nucleotides long. Its product is annotated as glutamine-fructose-6-phosphate transaminase (isomerizing). The transcript is spliced from 10 exons. The coding region runs from base 1 to 2082 and encodes 693 amino acids. Gene Ontology annotation, molecular function: L-glutamine:D-fructose-6-phosphate transaminase (isomerizing) activity; carbohydrate derivative binding. The record is from RefSeq and is a predicted model, not a curated record. Gene Ontology annotation, biological process: fructose 6-phosphate metabolic process; UDP-N-acetylglucosamine metabolic process; protein N-linked glycosylation. Lineage: Eukaryota; Fungi; Basidiomycota; Tremellomycetes; Tremellales; Cryptococcaceae.